UACACUUCCCAGAGAACCUAGCGGUUACGCCAACGCGCGCGUGCGCCCUUGCGCGUUUCUCUCUUCCCACUCGGGUUUGACCUACAGCCGCCCGGGAGAAGAUGGCUGCCCCAGCAGUGUCCGGGCUUUCCCGGCAGGUGCGAUGCUUCAGUACCUCUGUGGUCAGACCAUUUGCCAAGCUUGUGAGGCCUCCUGUUCAGGUAUACGGUAUUGAAGGUCGCUAUGCCACAGCUCUUUAUUCUGCUGCAUCAAAACAGAAUAAGCUGGAGCAAGUAGAAAAGGAGUUGUUGAGAGUAGCACAAAUCCUGAAGGAACCCAAAGUGGCUGCUUCUGUUUUGAAUCCCUAUGUGAAGCGUUCCAUUAAAGUGAAAAGCCUAAAUGACAUCACAGCCAAAGAGAGGUUCUCUCCCCUCACCACCAACCUGAUCAAUUUGCUUGCUGAAAAUGGUCGAUUAAGCAAUACCCAAGGAGUCGUUUCUGCCUUUUCUACCAUGAUGAGUGUCCAUCGCGGAGAGGUACCUUGCACAGUGACCUCUGCAUCUCCUUUAGAAGAAGCCACACUCUCUGAAUUAAAAACUGUCCUCAAGAGCUUCCUAAGUCAAGGCCAAGUAUUGAAAUUGGAGGCUAAGACUGAUCCGUCAAUCUUGGGUGGAAUGAUUGUGCGCAUUGGCGAGAAAUAUGUUGACAUGUCUGUCAAGACCAAGAUUCAGAAGCUGGGCAGGGCUAUGCGGGAGAUUGUCUAAAAGUGUUGGUUUUCUGCCAUCAGUGAAAAUUCUUAAACUUGGAGCAACAAUAAAAAGCUUCCAGAACAGAUCA
This is a messenger RNA of Pan troglodytes (chimpanzee), 816 nucleotides long. RefSeq names its product ATP synthase peripheral stalk subunit OSCP (gene ATP5PO). Bases 102 to 743 code for a protein of 213 amino acids. Gene Ontology annotation, molecular function: proton-transporting ATP synthase activity, rotational mechanism. The record is from RefSeq and is a predicted model, not a curated record. NCBI's taxonomy places the organism in Eukaryota, Metazoa, Chordata, Mammalia, Primates, Hominidae. The transcript is spliced from 7 exons. Gene Ontology annotation, biological process: proton motive force-driven ATP synthesis. Gene Ontology annotation, cellular component: membrane.